GGUCCCAGGAAAAUUUUCCAAGUUUCCUUCUGAGGCAUUGAGUUGCUCAUCAGAGGACUUGUCUUGAUAAUUCAAUUAUUUAAUCUUUCUUUUUGAGGUGACUUUGUCUAAGGUAUAGAUAAAAAGAGGGAAAAAAAAUGUGUGGUAUUCUGGGCCUUAUUCUGGGCCAUAUCAGUGAUGACCCCAAUUUUCCAUGCAAAGCGGCCGUGACGUUACAUGAGGCCCUGUAUUAUUUGCAGCAUCGGGGUCAGGAUGCGUGUGGUAUAGCUACUUGUGCAGCUGGAGGGAGGAUAUUCCAGUGUAAAGGAAAUGGCAUGGCUGGAAAGGUCUUUGAUGAAGGAAGACGUGUCCAGGAUCUACCAGGCUCAAUGGGCAUUGGCCACCUCCGCUAUCCCACCGCAGGCUCCGAUUCCAGCGCCGAAGCUCAACCAUUCUACGUCAACAGUCCCUACGGUAUCUGCCUCGCACACAACGGUAACCUCGUGAAUGCGCGCGAAUUGCGGGAACAUCUCGACAAGGAGGCGCAUCGCCACAUCAACACGGAUAGCGAUAGCGAGUUGAUGUUGAACAUCUUUGCGAAUGAAUUAAACGAGACGGGUAAGGCGCGUGUGAAUCAGGAAGAUAUUUUUGAUGCACUUUCGAGGAUGUAUAAGCGCUGUCAGGGUGGUUGGGCUUGUACGGCUAUGGUUGCUGGAUUUGGUAUAUUCGCUUUCCGCGACCAAUACGGUAUCCGCCCAUUAAUCCUAGGAGAGCGUCCAUCGGAAACCCUGCCAGGUGCGACUGAUUAUAUGUUUGCCUCUGAGAGCAUUGCUCUACGACAACUCGGUUUCCGCAACCUUCGUGACAUUAUGCCCGGUGAAGCCGUGUUCAUUCGUAAAGGCCAAUCACCAGUCUUCCGACAGGUCGCAGAACGAUUGGCAUAUUCUCCCGACAUUUUUGAAUAUGUGUACUUUGCGCGACCCGACACCAUCAUUGACGGCAUCGGUGUGCACGCCAGCCGUCAGAAGAUGGGAGAUAAAUUGGCGGACAAAAUUAAGGAGAUCCUGGGCGAAGAAGGAGUGAAAGAAAUUGAUGCCGUUAUUCCUAUUCCCGAAACAUCCAAUCCAUCUGCUUUCAGUGUUGCACAGCGCUUGAAUCUUCCAUACCGCGAAGGGUUCGUGAAAAAUCGAUACGUCUUCCGAACAUUUAUCAUGCCCGGUCAGAGUGCGCGCCAAAAGGGCGUUCGAAGAAAAUUGAGCGCCAUCGAUCAAGAUUUCGCCGGCAAAUGUGUUCUGCUGGUCGACGACAGUAUUGUCCGUGGUACAACAAGCAGAGAAAUCGUGGCCAUGGCCCGCGAAGCCGGUGCGCGUAAAGUCAUAUUCGCCAGCUGCGCACCCCCUAUUACACACCCCCAUCUCUACGGUAUCGCAUUGGCAUCACCCGCCGAACUUAUCGCUUCUAACAAAGAUCGAUUCGCAAUUGCACAAAAUAUCGGCGCUGAAGAAGUCAUUUUUCAGGACCUUGAAGAUCUCAAAGAUGCAUGCAGAGAACUAUCACCGCCCAAGGGACCGCGAGAAUUCGAAGUGGGGGUCUUCUGCGGUAGCUACGUGACGCACGUCCCGGAUGGAUAUAUUGAGCAUUUGGCAGAGUUACAUAGUCAAAAGAACAAGAAUAAAGCGGCAGCAACACAUGGUGCUGUCCCUGGUAGCAGUGGGCCGACUGUGUUUGAUGGAGCGCGACGUGAGGAUAUUAGUCUUCAUAAUGUGGCUAAUGAUGCUACAUUGCGAUGAUUUGGUUGUCUUUGUACUUUUCGGUUAGUGGUGAGAUAGAUCAUGUUUACAUAGACAAAAAAUCUAGACAUACCGUUCAUC
Molecule: messenger RNA, 1850 nt
Organism: Talaromyces stipitatus ATCC 10500
Lineage: Eukaryota; Fungi; Ascomycota; Eurotiomycetes; Eurotiales; Trichocomaceae
Product: amidophosphoribosyltransferase
Exons: 4
Coding region: 138-1769 (543 amino acids)
Biological process (GO): purine nucleobase biosynthetic process; purine nucleotide biosynthetic process
Cellular component (GO): cytoplasm
Molecular function (GO): amidophosphoribosyltransferase activity
Source: RefSeq, a predicted model, not a curated record